UAAAUAUUCAACCAAUAUUCCUAUUUAUAAAAUUGUUUGAUUUUCACAAUGGAUAUUAAUGAAAUGAUAAGGGGAUUCGAAAAAGAAUUGUCGGCAAUAAAAGAAAAAGGACAAUCAGAUAUUCAAAGAGAAGAAAACGAGUUCAAAGCAGAUAUGGAGAAAAUGGAAGAUGAUCAUUCAAAAGAAAUGGAUCGUUUGAGAAGUCAAGCUGCCAAAGUUCAAUCUGAGAAAGAAACGUUUGACAGAAAAAGAAGAGAGACACUUGAGAAACAUAAAAAAGAAUUGGACGAACUUGAAAAAAAGAAUAAAAAGGAGGAAGAUGAUCUUCGAGAACAGAAUAUGAAUCUAUGGAACAAAAACCUCGAUCAACAAAUUGCGUUGGGAAACGAGUUGAACAACAAGUACACCGAGAUUUCAAAUCAAAACUCAAGACUUCAAAUUAAAAUUGGACAAGAAGAAGACAUCAGAGUGUUCAAAAUAAAACUUCUCGAUGUAUCAAAGGUUUGGACUGACGUAAAAGUGAAUUAUCAAGAUUAUCUGAGAAACACUCUAGACGAACAUUCAAAUUCGAAUAAAAGUGAUGUUUUGAAGGAAAUCGACACUUUGAUUUACAAUAAAGAAAAAUUGAACGAAGUUUUGAUUACAGCAAAAAAACUUCUUGGAAAGUGCCAAAAGUUUACAACAUCUGACAGUUUCAAAGUCAUCAACGAUUCAUUGACAGAGCUGAUGAGGUUCAAGUUUGAAGAUGAUAUUUUGAUUGAACUAAAAACAAUUAUUAAGAAAAAUGGUUCAGCGGAACAAUCAUUUUUGACUAAAAUGGAUGAAACAAUUGACAAAUACAACGAAAUGGUCAAUGAACUUCCUGGUUUACAGCUUAAAUCCGUUGAACCAAUUCAUCAGGCUGCAAUUCAAUAAGUUUGUUUUAAACACGAAAUAUCGACAUAUUUUUUUUAUUUCUUGUGACUUUUUUUUCUAUUGAAUAAAAAUUCCUCAUUGCUAA
This is a messenger RNA of Caenorhabditis elegans, 1000 nucleotides long. It is a transcript of the gene F42C5.3, whose product is annotated as Protein containing ALS2cr12 (ALS2CR12) signature. The transcript has 6 exons. The record is from RefSeq and is marked reviewed. Lineage: Eukaryota; Metazoa; Nematoda; Chromadorea; Rhabditida; Rhabditidae. The coding region runs from base 49 to 915 and encodes 288 amino acids.